Molecule: messenger RNA, 3253 nt
Organism: Panicum hallii
Lineage: Eukaryota; Viridiplantae; Streptophyta; Magnoliopsida; Poales; Poaceae
Product: putative metallophosphoesterase At3g03305
Exons: 4
Coding region: 98-2260 (720 amino acids)
Molecular function (GO): hydrolase activity
Source: RefSeq, a predicted model, not a curated record
GACCGGGCACUCUUCCUCCUCCUCAAGGCGGCACCGGCAGGCCGGCACGGCAGCACCACCACGGCUCUCCCGCCGCCGAUCCCCCACCCCCGCAGCGAUGGCCUCCGAGCUCCCGCUCCCGCUCCCUCUCCUCGCACUCCUCAUCCUCGUACUCCUACCUCCUCUGUGCUCCUCGCAGCGAUCGACCGCCGCCGACGCCGACGCGUCGGUGUCGAGGUCGGUCUUCCCCAUGGACGGGGACGUGGCGUGGGUGGUGCAGGUCAGCGACCUCCACAUCAGCGCCUACAGCCCUGAGCGUGCCGCUGACCUCGCGCUGCUCGGCACCGCCCUGCGCGCCAUCCGGCCUCACCUUCUCCUCGUCACCGGUGACAUCACUGAUGCUAAGAAUCAGCAAAGAACUACUUCAAGACAGGAUGAAUAUGAAUGGGUUUCCUACAAGAAAACUAUUGAUGCAAUUGUUGGAAGAGGCAGUAUUGAUAAGAGCAGAAUAUUUGAUAUUAGAGGCAAUCAUGACACGUAUGGGGUGCCCUAUAGAGGAGGAGAAUUGGACUUCUUCUCAACUUAUAGUGUUAACUCACAGCUUAAGCGAUUAAGCACCAUCAGUAGUAUAUUGCUUCAGGGAGAUAGAAGCUACCAAUUUCUGGGUAUUGAUGAUACAAUGAGUGUUGGCAUUCGUUUUCCUGCAAAUCUUUUUGGUCAUCCAACUGAUAAAAGGAUAGAAGCAGUAAAUUCAGAGCUUAAAUACUGGACCAAUCAUUCCAACGCUCCAGUUACGAAAGUUGUUUUCGGACAUUUCCCUAUGUCAUUCACCACAUCAUCUGAAAAAGGCCAGCGAUAUGAAAGUGUGUUUGCAAGGCAGUCAAUUUCAGCAUACCUAUGUGGCCAUCUGCAUGCAAAAGUUAGUAAGCAGCUUUGGAGGUAUCAUGAAGUGAGAACAACUGAAGGUCACAAGUCAAGCUUUUGGGAAUGGGAACUUGGAGAUUGGAAGGACUCCAGAUUGAUGAGGAUUUUAGCAAUAGAUGGUGGUGCGGUCUCCUUCAUAGAUCACACAUUGAAACAGGCACUCCAAACUUCCAUCUUGGUCACAUAUCCAACAGAUUCAAGAAGUAUGAAUAUGUUGGAAUCAGAAAAGUGGUCAAUGAGAAAUGAUAUAAAUGUUCUUGUUUUCUCUCAUCAAGUUAUACGUAAUGUGAGUGCUAGAGUCUUUGACUCUGAUAGUGAGUUUAAGAUUGUUGAGGAGAUACCUCUGCAGCUUGUUGCCAGUUCUUCUGUUCACAGACCUUUGUUUCAUGCCAAAUGGAAUGCUGAAAAUUACAGAAGUCCAUCCCCUACUCGCUACUGGUUGCAAGUAUUUGUUCUUGAUUCUCAUGGUGUAAAGAUUUCAAGUGAGCAGAGACCAUUUUCAGUUGAGGGCAAGAUGGCAAUUCCCACAAGCCCAUGGCUCAACUAUCUGGUUUUUGAAGUCCAGUGGGAAGACAUGUAUCAAGUCCUUAUGUGGAGUAAUAUGGCCUUCACCAUUGUAUUGUUAUGCUCCCCCAAACUACUGUAUCAUUUUGUUAGUAGAAGUUCAUCAUAUCAAAGGUGGUCUGUGUCAGUUCUGUCAUCCCCUAUCCAGCAGAGAAAAACUUACUUUUGGCUCGUCUGGUUUUUAAUGGAGGGCACAAGGAGUAAGCCUUUCUGGUUGUGUCUAGUAAUAUAUGUUCUCUGGCUCAUUGAAAUGCCAUGGUUUUGGGGUCGUGCAACAUCUGAAAAUGGAGAAAUUGCUCAAAUGUACUUAUCUGGAUGGAGCAUGCCAUUUUAUGAUGGGGGCUUAACAGGCAACAAACUGAGCAACCCAGAUGUGCUUGUCAUCACACUACCUUUCCUAUAUCUGGUGGUUGUCCCUGUAAUAGUCCUUAUAUAUGGCCUGUUUGCAGAAAAGUCUACUGCGUAUUUGCGGCGCAGCAGGAGAAUAGAAUACUCUGCUGACUCAGAAAAUAUGCAUGCUGAGUCAACAUGCUUGCUGCCAGUUGCUCCAAGGGCUUUACUAAUGAAAUUCUCUGACAAGUUGGUGUCCAUGACGAUCCAGUUUUGUGGUAGCUGGACAAGGAAGGCUCUUCUACUUGCAUGCUUGAUCAUUUCAGCGGUACAUUUGAAGCUUUGUUCAAAGCUAAUGUCAGCUUAUGGAACAGUACCAGUAGCCUUGUCUCCCCCACUAACAUGGAUGCCACUGUUAUUAUUAGGUGCUGCUGCCUAUUGUACAAAGCUCCAUGCAGAUUAACUCCUAGAACUCAUAACUGUGCAUUCCCGAAUGAACUUUUUUGGGUUUGGGUGCUUGCUGCUGCUGUAUGUUAAAUCCUGGUACGUGUUGCCCUUUAAUGGUUACUGUAUGGGUGCUAGCUUACCAAAGAAAAAAGUAGAAACUGAUUUUGGACUCUUUUAAGUUAUGAUUCAUUUCAAUUAGAAUGUGACACAUCAUAAAACAAGGAUCAUCUCCAUGUGUCAAACUACUUGCGGAAAACAAAAGUAGAAACUAAUGUUCUUCUAAAUAAGAUACUUGGCUGAUUUUAGUUAGAAUGUCUCAACUCACAUAAUUAAGACCUUCUUCAUAGCAAUCCAAGGAUAUCCCUUGAUUGUCUUCUGUUCUCCCUAAGCUCUGUGUGGGUUCAAUAGCUAAUGAAUGCUGUUUGUGCAAACUACAAAGUAGAACAUCUGGAUGGAGGGGCCAAGAAACGGAGCAGUGGCUCCUCAUUGUGUCUAAUCCUGGUGGCAGGAAUAGAGGAGGAGAUGGGGGCAGCAGCUGGGAUGGAGAGGCGGUGUGGAGGGUGAUGGAAGGGGCAGAUGGCUAGGUAUUUUCUGUGCCAAGAGUAGGCUAGGAUUAUGAGGGAAUUGCGAUGGUUUGGCCCAAACUAAGGGGGCACUGGAUGGAGGCCUCCGUAGAUGUAUCCAACUUUCAGAACGUAGAAAUCAAUUAUACAUCUGUUGCGGGGGACAGUUCAGAUGAGCGUGGAAGUCGUGGUGGGUUUGGCAUGGAAGAAAUGUGAGGAUUUUCUUGAAGCAGAGACAUAGUGGUGAAGACACUGGUGCAAAUUGUCAAAGAUCAGCUAGCUCUUUGGAUGCCAGGUUGAGCCUCCAAUUCCAGUUAACAUCACCAUCUAGCUACCUUCCUUUUUUUUCCUUUCUUAGUACACCACUUGCACUUCGUGUACAACUUUUAUGUACACUCUUAUCUAUCAACAUGGAACGGCAGCCUGGUGCCUUAAAAAGAAACAAA